Molecule: messenger RNA, 1464 nt
Organism: Necator americanus (New World hookworm)
Lineage: Eukaryota; Metazoa; Nematoda; Chromadorea; Rhabditida; Ancylostomatidae
Exons: 16
Coding region: 1-1464 (487 amino acids)
Source: RefSeq, a predicted model, not a curated record
AUGUGCUCAUUUCUUACUUAUGACUUCAUCUUAACCUGUCGUACUGCUGUUCCUUCCAUGAAAUUGAUAAAACGUUUUUUUUCAAGAGUUCUUGCCCUGCUUGCAAGAGGAAAAGAGGCCGACAAAGGGGUUACCCUCGAGACGAAAAAAAAGCCAAAAAAGAUAGGUGUAUAUAAUGUUGAGAGUGAAGUAGAAAGAACGCAGACAUCUAGCAGAGCUAUGAAGAUAUUUUCUAUACGAAAAGAAACACAAAUCGCUGCAAAAAAGGAAGGUCGAAGUUCACGGAACCUACGCAAAAGGAGAUCAAAUAGAAGGUCAACUCGUGAUGCCGGAAAGUUGAAGUUGGAAAGAACCCAAGUUUCAGUCCGUGCUCUUUCUGAGACCUCGACGUCAACACAAAACAAAAAAACAUCAUCAAGAAGGAGCGAUACUUCGACUUCAGCUACACCCAGAAAGACAUCUUCGCGAAGGAGUGGGUAUGAUGAAAAUGAAGAAAAGUCAGGACGUAUAAAUCGCUUUCUUGACCUCAGCGGCAAAGUCACACGCAAGAUGAUAACCUUCGCAAGUAGCCCAAUAAGACGACCGACAAUGGAACGAUUCAUAACUAGAGUUGAAAAGAGGCGAAUGGCAGAAAAAGAACUGAAAGGAAUGCUCAAUCAAGGGGAUGUGUCUUUCCCUCGUCCUAAGAAAGUGGGAUCUGGAGAAAGAAGAAGGAACGGACCACAUGAGGUGUUUGUCGACGUGUCACAAGAUGAAACUCUUUCUGCGCUACCACUAACUACUGUUGCUGACGAGGCAAAUUUCAAUAAGGGAACGAAAAUGGGUCACCUUCUCGUCACUGGAAACAACGAUAAUGAUGGCCAAGUGAUCGUUUGCGGUAAACCGUUCUGGAUUGAGGAGCGGGAUUUGGUUGACAACUGUGACAGUGACACCGCAGAAGACCUUCCAUUAAACGCUGAGGUCGUGCUGGAAGUGGAUGAAGGAAAUCUCGAUCUAGCCACCGUACCAACAAUACCAGUAAUACUGGAUCCUUUUGCCGAUCUAAAUGAUCUGCAAAAAAGAGACAAACUGUUCUUCAACAAACCCUUAUUGUUUGGGAACUCUGUGCGAAGUAUGAUUAAUCUUAGUGACAUAACUUCAGUGAAGGCUCCAAGACGUCACGAGAGAAAGAACACUAAACGAAUUGUUUUCACAAAACCAAUAUCAAAAUAUAAUUAUACGAGAGAGAAAUGGUGGCGAUUCGUAGGAACACCCUUCAUCCCUACAAAUCAAGGAGAUUUUUUAUCAGCAGAAAAUAUUUCGAAAACAAAAAGUAGUAUGGAUUCAGUAAAAACUGAGACCACAACGCAAAGCUCUGAUAGAAGUUUGCGAAAAGCUCGUAGAAAAUCCAAGACAAAACCUUCACGAUACCAACAGCGGCAGCAGAGGAAGAGAGCGCGAAGCAGUGGAGAAGUGACCACUUGA